AUGUUUACAAGAAACCUUCUACAAGCGCCAGACCGUAAGUCUUCACUUGAAGAAAUGAAUGGAGAUGAUGAUUGCCUUGCCGAAGACGUUGUAGAGUCAGAUCCCAGUAUCGAUCUUCAGGACCCAUACAUCCUCAUGGAUACUGCAGCCCUGUUAAGGCACCUUGGCCAUGAGGAUGAAAGGCAAAGAAUGGAGAUUAUAUACGACUCUACGAACGAUAAGGACAGGGACUGCAUCAAUGAAGGCUAUUUCAAGCGGCGUCGACGAUGGCAUGAAGAUGAAAGAAAGAAGUUAUGGGGUUAG
Lobosporangium transversale is the source of this 303-nucleotide messenger RNA. RefSeq lists its product as hypothetical. Bases 1 to 303 code for a protein of 100 amino acids. The transcript has a single exon. The record is from RefSeq and is a predicted model, not a curated record. NCBI's taxonomy places the organism in Eukaryota, Fungi, Mortierellomycota, Mortierellomycetes, Mortierellales, Mortierellaceae.